ACUCCAAGAAGACAACAGAAAUCACACAAGAGCGAGACAUAUAGACAAUAAACGGAUAUUUGCAGAUUUUUUUUGCUACGUAAAGGCGUUUUUUUUGACGAAGUGACACAUAAUACGGAGACUAGCGGAACAAAAUAUUGCAGCAGCAGCCAUGGCAGAGUGUGAUGCCGAAUGGGAAUACAGUAAGGAAAAUAUCCAGCCUUUGAGACAAGGCCGUUCAGUGUCAGCCCUUCAUCAGGCUCUCUGUCAGCAGCAGGAGGGAAAUCACACAGCCCUCAAUCUCAAGAAACAAGAGUUUGAGUCUGAGCUGCGUCUGUAUGAUGGAGACGAUCCUCUGGAUGUUUGGGUCAGGUAUAUAAAAUGGGCAAAACAGACGUACCCACAAGGUGGAAAAGAGAGCAACAUAUCAGUGCUUCUUGAAAGAGCGGUCAUGCGAUUUACAGCUGAGCAGAAAUAUCACAAUGAUGUCCGCUAUGUUGAACUCUGGAUCCAGUUUGCGGAAAGCUCUUCUGACCCGAUGGAUGUGUUUCGCUACAUGCAAGCUCAGGGAAUCGGCACAAUGCAAGCAGUUUUUUAUAUCGCCUGGUCCGAGGAGCACGAGAAGAGGGGGAACAUGAAGAUGGCUGACAGUGUUUUUCAGGACGGUGUCAAGUGUGGAGCAGAACCCUCAGAUAAACUGCACGCAUUUCACAGAGCUCUGCAGGCACGAGUGUGUAGACAGAUGAUGACAUCCAUGACUGAUCAACACAGAAAUGAUGAAGAUGAAGAUGAUGAAGAGCCUCAGCGAGCAUCACUGGCUGAGCUCAGAGCCAAAGGGAAGAAAAAGGCCACAGUUCCCAUCAACAGAGUGAACGCAUCUGUCGGAUAUGCUCGCGGGCUCCAGUUUAAACAGCCUCUGGGCCCCAAACAGAACAGCCGGAUCGUGAUAUUUGAUGAGAAUAAAGCUGAAAGUGAGCCGCAGGAGCCCAAAUUUGAGGUCUGGACGGCGCCGCCUGCUGCCCGAGCCAAAGAGAACCAGCAGAAAGCGGAGAAGUGGAGCAACGUGAAGUUACCUCUCAAGUCCAGAUCAGGCCUCAGUGUUGCGGUUCCACCUCCUAAACCCAGUUUCCAGCCGUUUGUGGAAGAGGACGACCAGCUGCCUGCUGUAACUCCGUGUAAAAUCAACCCUGCGGUGAACUCUGUUCUGUCUGCGAGGAAGCCCAGCCGUCUGGAGCAAACGCCACUGAAGAGGCUGCAGGAGAAACAGAUGCAGACGCUGGAGGACGGAGAGAGCAGAGAGCAGAGCAUGUACUGCAGAGAUCUGCUCUACAGCGGAGCCACUGAGUUCUGCUUUGAGGAGCUGCGCGCACAGAGAUACCUGCAAACACACACCAUACACAAUCUGAAAACACCACCUGCACACCAACACUGAAAAAUGAAGAGAGUUCUGUUUACUUCUGAAUUAACGUUUACUGAUCAUUAACUCUGCUGCUUGUCAUCCAAGAUGUUUAUUUCUUCAGUUGGGGAAAAAAAUGAAGGUUUUUAAAAGGAAAACAUGCAUGAAAUAAAUGUGUUUUCUUCA
Molecule: messenger RNA, 1561 nt
Organism: Danio aesculapii
Lineage: Eukaryota; Metazoa; Chordata; Actinopteri; Cypriniformes; Danionidae
Gene: bub1bb
Product: BUB1 mitotic checkpoint serine/threonine kinase Bb
Exons: 9
Coding region: 152-1411 (419 amino acids)
Biological process (GO): mitotic spindle assembly checkpoint signaling; meiotic sister chromatid cohesion, centromeric
Molecular function (GO): protein kinase activity
Source: RefSeq, a predicted model, not a curated record